GUGCAUUCAGGAAAUCUGUUGGAGUUAACAGCAGCCGGGAGGGUAUCAAAGGGAAGGUGGCGGAAGCGAGGACGCCGACAACCGCAAAACAAGGGACCGCGGGCCGUAAGAGCAGCAGCCAUGGGUUAGACUGCAUUCACCAUGACUGCGAAAUAAAAGCACCCGCACCUGAAAAUGUCUGCCCGGGGUGGCCCGGCCGCAUCCCCUGCGGGUCCCGCUCAACCGGACAUGCCGGACCUGAGCCACCUCACCGAGGAGGAGAGAAAGAUCAUUCUCUCGGUCAUGGACCGACAAAAGAAAGAGGAGGCGAAAGAGCAGUCCAUGCUGAAGGAACCUCCUAAAGAAAACACAAAGCCUCAGCCAACUCAGUGGAACCCUUUCAGUGGAAUCACUGAGCUGGUUAGUAAUGUUCUUCAGCCCCAGUCAAAAUUCCCCAGUGAGGAGGAGCCAAAGGCGAAGUUGCACCAGCAGUUUGAGAUGUACAAGGACCAGGUGAAGAAGAUCGGGGAGGAGGCCCAGAAGAAUCCAGAGAAGAAGGGUGACUCGCCCACUUGUGGGAUCUGCCACAAAACCAAGUUUGCCGAUGGCUGCGGCCACGUCUGUUUUUAUUGCCAAACUAAGUUCUGCGCUCGCUGUGGAGGACGAGUUUCCUUACGGUCCAAUAAAGUAAUGUGGGUAUGCAAUCUGUGCCGAAAACAACAAGAAAUCCUCACCAAGUCAGGAGCGUGGUUCUUCAGCAGUUCUGAGGGGUCCAAAUCAGGGCCCCAAGCCAAAGUGAGGGGAGGCCCAGUCGGAGCAAGCCAGGACCUUCUCAGAAACGGUUUGGGGAUCCCCACAGACAGAAAAAGAAGCCCAUCAGCAUCCAGGGAUCCAAACGCUGCGUAUAACCAAAGGGAGGGGAAAGGAGGAUUGCAGUAUGCCCCGGUUGAAGGUGGCAUGCCCCGCUCUCCGUCAGACUACGGACGGGACCCUGGCCAUUCGCCAAGAAGUUCAAGGAUGUAUGACGAGGUGGGUGGUUAUCGAGACAGUCGAGGACGCUGGCACUCCCAAGGCCAGCAUUUGGAUGGCCAAUUAGACGACUAUGAACUCCAGAGGUGCCGUGAGGAGGAGUACCAAGCCCGAUACCGCAGCGAUCCCAACCUGGCGCGCUACCCAGUCAAACCCCAGCCUUACGAGGAGCAGAUGCGCAUCCACGCCCAGGUGUCACGGGCUCGGCAUGAACGCCGCCAUAGCGACGUCUCGCUUGCCUACACGGAACUUAACGAGCCACUGCAUGGCCCUGGUGGGCGGCAGUCUCGUCUCCCUCUAUUGGGCUGCCCAAGUCAACGCUCGUACUCGGUGGACAGGAACUCACCAGGACAUCGGACAUCCAACCAUAGCCCACCGACGCCACACCGCAGCCCUGUGCUGGGCGACAGCCGGCGAGGGCUGGGAGAUCCCGCAAGAAAACACAUACCCCAACAGCAUCAUUUGGAUCCUAGCUCAGCCAUGAGCAGGAACAAAUGGGACAAAAUGGAUAACAUGCUACGAAACGACUCUUUAAGCUCGGACCAAUCCGAAUCAGUUCGACGUCCUCCACCCCGACCCAACCGUAGCAAGCGAAUUGGCAAGCUCAGAACCAUGGGUAGCUUCAGUAGCUCGGAGGAAGAGCUGGCUACCACGCCAGAGUACACAAGCUGUGAAGACGUGGAGCUGGAAAGUGAGUCCAUCAGUGAAAAAGGAGAUAUGGAUGGUCACUGGUGGGACCAUGCGUCUUGGCAUAGCGAGGCCUCCUCUUUGUCCAUGCACCCGGUGACAUGGCAACCAUCCAAAGAUGGAGAGCGCCUAAUAGGGCGUGUAGUGCUAAACAAACGGAUGAAAGAUGGCACGGUGCCCCGAGAUACAGGGGCACUGCUAGGCCUCAAGGUGGUGGGAGGGAAGAUGACAGAGUCUGGGAGACUUUGUGCUUUCAUCACGAAGGUGAAGAAAGGAAGUCUGGCAGAUACUGUCGGCCAUCUGAGACCAGGUGAUCAGGUUCUAGAGUGGAACGGGAGGGUCUUGCAGGGAGCCACAUUCAAGGAAGUUUACAAUAUCAUUUUAGAAUCCAAGCCUGAGCCGCAGGUGGAGCUGGUGGUCUCACGGCCCAUUGGAGAUGUUCCUAGAAUACCAGAGAGCACACAUGGACAACUUGAAUCAAGUUCAAGUUCCUUUGAAUCCCAAAAAAUGGGACCGUCCAUCUCCGUCACGUCCCCCAUGAGUCCUGGCAUGCUCCGGGACACCCCUCAGUAUCUGUCUGGACAGCUCUCAAGUCCAUGCCUUAGUAGAAGAACCACGCCUUUUGUCCUUAGGGUCCAGGUGAAGCUCUGGUACGAUAAAGUGGGACAUCAACUCAUUGUUACUAUCCUGGGCGCCAAAGACUUGCCUGCACGAGAAGACGGGCGGCCCAGGAAUCCCUACAUCAAAAUCUACUUCCUCCCCGACAGAAGUGACAAAAGCAAGAGAAGAACAAAAACAGUGAAGAAAUCUCUGGAGCCCAAGUGGAACCAGACGUUCAUGUACUCACCAGUGCACAGACGAGAGUUCAGAGAGCGUAUGCUGGAGAUCACGCUGUGGGAUCAGGCCAGAGUCCGAGAGGAGGAGAGCGAGUUCCUGGGAGAGAUUCUAAUAGAGCUGGAGACAGCGCUGUUGGACGAUCAACCUCACUGGUAUAAGCUACAAACACAUGACCUUUCCUCAGUGCCCCUGCCUAACCCCUCACCCUACAUGCAGAGGCGACUCCUACACGGAGAGAGCCCCACGCGCAAGUUACAAAACAAAGGCCCGUAUUAUUACAACUCAGGGUCACAGCGAAUCAGUGACAGCGAGUUCUCUGAUUACGACUGUGAAGAUGGGAUUGGUGUUAUCUCAGAUUACCGGCACAACGGCAGGGAUUUCCAGAGCUCCACUCUGUCUGUACCUGAGCAGGUCAUGUCGUCCAAUCACUGUUCACGAUCAGACAUGAUGCGCACACGCUCACGCUCACGCUCACCCAGCAUCCCUCCCCCACAAAGGUAUAGCCGCAGCAUGGUGGACAGGCAUGACAAUUACAGGUCGAGAUCAGCUGACCAGCGGCCCAUGAUGGAUCGACCGGUCUACACCCGCUCCCGCUCGUCCGAGCGACCCGACUCUGGCUACAUGAGAUCCAUGCCAUCCUUAACAUCAGGGAGAUCUGCCCCUCCCUCUCCUGCCUUAACGAGGGCAAACCCCCGGACGGGAUCGGUCCAGCCAAGUCCCACCAGCACGCCAGUAUCCAGUCGGAGAGGUCGGCAGCUACCGCAGGUCCCACCCAAGGGAUCUAUGGACAGAAAUGGCGAGGGCGUGACUGAACCUUAUGAAGUCGGAGCAGGGGCAGUACCUCAGCCUCUUGCUCCUCCUCCCCCUGCUCUCUCCCAGCUUCCACAGACUGUGGCUGUAGUGGGAGGGGCUUGUCAAUCUCCAGCUCUGCCCCCUGUACUUCCCCAAGUCACACAAACAAUGGCUGCUCACGCGGGGAUGGAGCCUCCGGUCCCUGGUCCCACCAUGGCACCUACCACAGCCCAUGCCCCCAUACCCCCACCUGUCCAUGCUCCUCCCCCUCCGGUCCAUGCUCUUCAUCUUGCACAUGCCCCUACGCCUACAUUACAAGCCCCUCCCACUCAUGCACAUGCCCCUCCUCCCUCUGAUCCUUCCCCUGUCCCUCCCCCGGCCCCUCCUCCUCCUACUCCUGUCCCGUCAACAGCCCCACCAGGCUCCCGACAGGCAUCUGAGUCAGAAUCCCAGGAAAAGCCUCUAGCUCCCCCACCUGUUAAUGGAAGGAAAGAGGUGACAUGGGAGGACCAGCAGAAGAAAGCUUCUGCAGUAGAAACUGUGUCAGAGAAUGGAGAUGCAGGUACUUUGAAGGAUCCUUCAAAGCGUGGAAUAGACAGUCUCUCUAUGAGGUCAUCGGACAGUGAUGUGAGUGACGUGUCCGCUAUGUCGAGUGCAUCUCGUCUUAGCAGCACGAGUUACAUGUCUGUCCAAUCAGAAAGAACGCGUGCCAACCGCAGAAUCAGCCAUGUGGAAGCCCUUAAUAGUCAGGGUGAGGAGGGGACUGUAGUGGUGGAAGAGCAGGUGGAAGCAGUGAAAGGAAGUGCUCUAGGGGCAGGACAGGAAGGGGAGGCAGGUGAGGCUGUCGAGAACCCAGAGCAGGAAGAAGAGGAGGAACCUAAGAGGGCUCAGACUGCCACACCUGGCUCCAACAUCACCAAGAGCUCCAGUGUGGGCGGAGACAUGUGCUCACUGGGCCGGAAUGACGAUGAGGACGAUGACAAGAAGAGGCGCUCCAGUUUUGGGGCAAAGAUGGCAGCAAUGGUGGGACUGGGAAAGAAAAGCCAAAGUACAUCCCAGCUGGACCCAGAGGAGGAGGGGAAAAAGAAGAAGCCGGUGCGUCUGGCAAUCCAGCGGAGUGUGGAGACAGGUUUAGCCGUUGAGAUGAAGAGCAGAAUGACACGGCAGCCUAGCCGAGAGACCACAGAAGACGGUGAAAAGGCAAAACCUGGAAAUCUCAUCUUCCCUGGGGUGAAGAUCUCAUCAGAUAGCCAGUUCACUGAGUUUUUGGAUGGUCUUGGUCCCGCCCAGCUGGCAGGAAGACAGACGUUGGCCACACCUCCUAUGGGUGACAUCCAGAUUGGUAUGGUCCACAGGAAGGAGAGGUUGGAUGUUGAAGUUAUUCGGGCCAGAGGUCUGGUGGGAAAACCAGGCAACAAACAGACACCAGCACCCUAUGUGAAAGUAUAUCUGCUAGACAACGGCAAGUGUAUCAACAAGAAGAAAACACGGACAGCGAGAAAAACGCUGGAUCCACUUUACCAACAGCAGCUUCAGUUUGAGGAGAACCCUGAAGGGAAGGUUUUGCAGAUCAUUGUUUGGGGGGACUAUGGCCGCAUGGACCACAAAUCCUUCAUGGGAGCCGCCCAGAUCCUAUUAGAUGAUUUAGAGCUGACCAACAUGGUGAUUGGCUGGUACAAACUCUUCCCUCCCACCUCAUUGGUUGACCCGACAUUGGCACCUUUAAGUAGAAAACCUCCAGAAUCUGGCCUGGACAGCUCCAACAUUCGGUCGUAGCGGCACGAGGAGGUCAGCGAUGGAGAGUGACGUGAGUAGCUACAGCUACAAACAGAGAAGAGACAGUCUAGACGGGUCACGUCCUGGUUACACUGCAUGCUUGAUGUUGUGUCCUCUCAACCCGUGUGACGAGAGGCCGUGAAAAGGCCUGCGUCCUUAUGCCAAAAAAUAAAUGAAAAGCAAAAAGUAUGCUGCUGUCACGUGCAGGGAACAAAAGCCACAGGAAGUCUCCGUUCAGCUGAGGAGUUCUGACUCUUCACAAAGUGGAUGAGGAAUAAGAGCUGAUUUCUACAAGAAGUUUUCACAAGCGCUGUUUUGCAAAAGGAAGAUGCCAUUACACUUUUGGCUGUUUGCUUUCUGUUGUGUUUCAAGAGAUGUCAGUGUUUCUUACCUAGAACUUGAUGCAUUGUAGCCAUUACUGUGAGCCAAGCUGUGAAAAGAUGAUCGUGAAAGAGAGGAGCAUUUGGCUGAGGUGGGAGCAGAAAAAAAGGGGAACCUCAGAAAGGUGACGUCUAUGCGGGAAUGUGUUCCUUACAUACUUCAAGACAGAUCACCAAAUGAUCUUCAAAGUUCAGCGAUGAGAAAAUGAUAUGGCCAGAUUUUGUUUUUAAUUCAGGAAACGACAGAAUGAAUCUGAAAAAAAAAAAAAGACUUUUUGUGUUCCGGUCUGAUGUUCUGUUUGUUGAUGUACUGUAUAAGUUUAUUUUUCUUUCUUUCUUUCUUUUUUCUUUUUCUUUUGUUUUUUUUUUUUUUGCAUGGAUGUACAUUUUUAUUUUUUUGAGAGAAAAAAAAGGCAUAAGGUUAUUUUCCUUGAGGCUGCAACUUGCAAAAAAAAGAAAAAAAAAAAAGAAAAAAGAAUAACAAAAAAGAGGAAGUAAAAUAGUUAAGGAUGCACAGGUCAGCCAUUUUCAACAGUUUGUAUUAUUUUUAAUAUGAAAUUCUCUAGUGCAUGGUAUUCAAAGAGACAUAAUGCAAAGUGCUAAAGAUGUGACUGUCAUCCUUUAGAAUAUUCUUCUGUAUUUUUACAGAUCUCAGUUACAGGUGUGGCCUGGGAAGACAUUAUAUCUCAUAAUUAUCAGGAAAAAAGCAGUCUUCUACGGGAGGGAAAGAGAUGGUUGAGGAAAACAAUAAAUGUACGAGUGUAACAGUAUGAGCAAAUUGUAAAUUUCUCCCUUCAGAGUCAGCCAUCAUUGUGUUCAUGUGGAGACAGAGCUGUAUAUUAUUUUAUGGGUCUGUUAUGAUUCCACUGUUACAUUAUGCAAGAAUGGCUCGUUCAUUCAAAGCAAGCAUGUUGAAAGGGUCUGCAACAUGGAUUGAGCACACCGUCUGAGUAAUACAGCAUGUUUUGAUAGAGACAUUGGGGAAUUUUUUGCCGUUUUGUGUACAGUGCAUGUGGACCGGAGGCGCCGCUGUCCCCUGAUCUGACCUCGUCCACAGAUUCAGAUCGGGGUUGAUGUUCUGUGGCCAAUGGUUCAGAUAUUCAACGCAACAUUCCACCUCUUGGCACUCAUCUUUAUUGAAAAGAAAAAAAAAGAAAAGACAAUAACUGACAAAAGAAAACAAAAACAUGGGGGAAAAGAGGGUAAAGAAGAUCAUUUAUAUUUAUUCAAGGUUGACUUGGAAAAUAGGUUACAAGGAUAUUUUAUUUUAUUAUUGUUAUAAAGAAAACAAUAUUAAAAAAAAAAAAACAGAUCCCAUUGAAUGGUGCUGUAUGAAGACUCUGAAGUCGGAGUGGGCUGGACAAUGUUCUCUCUCAUCAUGUUGGUAAACACAACAGACACUGGUUGUCGAUUGAGGAGCUGGGUUCAUGAAGAUGGGAAAAUUGCCACAGAAUAUGAAUUUUUCAUUGUUUCUUGUUUUGAGAGAAUAAAUUCAUUUACUAAU
Myxocyprinus asiaticus (Chinese sucker) is the source of this 6984-nucleotide messenger RNA. RefSeq names its product regulating synaptic membrane exocytosis protein 2-like. Gene Ontology annotation, molecular function: transmembrane transporter binding; small GTPase binding. Gene Ontology annotation, cellular component: cytoskeleton of presynaptic active zone; presynaptic membrane. The record is from RefSeq and is a predicted model, not a curated record. Bases 175 to 5100 code for a protein of 1641 amino acids. The transcript has 38 exons. Lineage: Eukaryota; Metazoa; Chordata; Actinopteri; Cypriniformes; Catostomidae. Gene Ontology annotation, biological process: regulation of synaptic plasticity; regulation of membrane potential; intracellular protein transport.